AUGGAAACGGAUAAAAGAUGGUCCCUCAGCGGGAAAACCGCUCUGGUAACCGGCGGUACUCGCGGAAUCGGACGAGCGGUAGUGGAGGAGCUAGCGAGAUUCGGUGCAAGAGUUCAUACUUGUUCAAGGAACCAGGAGGAGCUCAAAUCAUGCUUGGAUGAUUGGAAGUCCAACGGUUUAGUGGUAACCGGUUCGGUUUGUGAUGCAUCGGUUAGGGAUCAGAGGGAGAAGUUGGUUCAGGAUGUUUCGUCUGCCUUUAGUGGCAAGCUCAACAUCCUUAUAAACAACGUUGGAACUAAUUUAAGGAAGCCAACGGUUGAGUACUCAAGUGAGGAUUAUGCAAAAAUCAUGUCGACUAACUUGGAAUCUGCUUUUCAUUUUUCUCAAAUUGCACAUCCUCUUUUAAAAGCAUCUGGAGUUGGGAGCAUUGUGUUCAUCUCCUCUGUGGCUGGUUUGGUUCAUCUUAGUAGUGGAUCUGUGUAUGGUGCAACCAAAGGAGCACUUAAUCAGCUUACUAGGAAUCUAGCUUGUGAGUGGGCAGGGGACAACAUCAGAACCAAUUGUGUUGCGCCAUGGUACAUCAAGACCUCACUUGUGAAACCGGUACUCGAGAAGAAAGGUUUUGAGGAGGCGGUAGUUUCGCGCACACCACUUGGUCGCGUUGGAGAACCAGAGGAAGUCUCGUCGCUGGUUGCUUUCCUCUGCCUUCCCGCAGCUUCUUACAUCACCGGUCAGGUCAUUUCUGUUGAUGGAGGAUUCACAGUCAACGGUUUCAGUUACACCAUGUAG
This is a messenger RNA of Eruca vesicaria subsp. sativa (arugula), 789 nucleotides long. Lineage: Eukaryota; Viridiplantae; Streptophyta; Magnoliopsida; Brassicales; Brassicaceae. The record is from the annotation of a GenBank genome assembly.